AUACAAGGCUUACGAUAAUGCGGCCGAACUUCGGCGCCGAGCGCGCUACAGCUUGAGGAGACAGCUGGCUGAGUUACAGAGGCAUGGAGACACGCAGCUGGGAGCGGCCGAGGAGCAUGCGAGCGCGGGUUGCGCUCGCGCAUACGCUCUAUCAGGCGCAGCGCCGGCCGCCACGCGCCUCGCACUCGCCGUGUCGUUCGACGCGCGCGUGCGCGACGGGCCGCUGCUACACCUCAUUGACGACUCGCAGGAUAAUGAGAAAUACAUGAAGCUGGUGGUGGAAAAGAAAAGACUGCGGUUGACUUGGGACCUGGGCAGCGGCGCGGCAACCAUCGUGCACCCCGAAACGUUGCAGGCCACGCAUGACGACGCCGACCAGACGUCCUACCGCAUCGAGAUAGAAAGGAUAUGGAACACAGUGCACCUCAAACUCGAGCGCAUGGGCGGCGGGACACCCGUCACUGCUACCAACAGUAGCGCCCCAAGCGCCGUCAGACUUACAGGCUCCCAACUAUGGUUAGGGGGCCGCGACGGCGCCGGGGGUCUGCCAGGCUGCGUACACGCGCUGUAUGCAGACGAUGCAAGCGUGGGACUGUGGAACUUCCAGCAUCAGCCUAAAGAAUCGCAGUGCACUGGGUGUACGCAGAGAUGGUACAACCCCGGCGGCGGUGGGCGAGGCGGCGGCGGCGGCGCGGCGCUGGCGUGGUUCGGCGGCGGCGGGUACGCCGAGCUGCGGCGCGGCGGGCUGCGCGCGCCCGACUCGCGCCAGUUCAGCGUGGCGCUCACCUUCCGCACGCGCGACGAGAACGCGCUGCUGUUUAUGGCGCUCGAUGCCGCCAACAACCGUUCAGUAUCCCUGGAGCUGGUGGCGUGCCGCGUGGUGUUCUCGGUGCGCUACGGCGGCGCGCGGCUACGCGUGGCGGCCGGCGGGCGGCACUGCGACGCGCGGCCCGCGCACGUGCACGCCAUCCGCCUGUUCGCCGCCGACCGCCUCGAGAGGG
Messenger RNA from Ostrinia furnacalis (Asian corn borer), 1001 nucleotides. RefSeq lists its product as uncharacterized. The transcript is spliced from 6 exons. The record is from RefSeq and is a predicted model, not a curated record. Lineage: Eukaryota; Metazoa; Arthropoda; Insecta; Lepidoptera; Crambidae. The annotation marks the transcript as partial.